ACCAAACUGCCUGAGGCGGUGCAAGUGUCUGGGUGAGAGCAAGGCUAUAGAACUCCGGUGAGAGUCGCCAGCCGACUGGGACAUAGGUAUCUUGACUGGGACGGUUCGCGACUGGAGAGUGGAGAGUGCAGCGGCGGGAUGGGCAGGGUACGACAGUGUUUCGGCAGGGGUGUGGGGUGCAGUGGCGGCCCGCGAGCGGCCACGUGGGUCAGAGUCGGCAGCUGUGUUGUCCGUGCGGGGCGUGUCACGUGGGGAGACGGGCAGGCCGCGGUGGGGUGUUACGCCGCUCAAGGUCACGGCGCUCUGAGGAUGGAGCGGUCCUGGUAGCCGGCGCAGUCAAGUGGCGGCCGACCUUCGACCCGGCUGGAGUAUGGCGCUCGGACCGACUGUCGUGACACGGUGACGGUCCACAGAGCACCGCCACCGACACUGCCGGCCGGCCGGCCCCAUGUCAGCCGACUCCGGCAGCCGCGGCGGGGGCGGGGGCGGGGGCGGCCGGCUCCUGACGCCGCGCCGCCUCCUGGCGCUGCUGGCCGCCUCUACCGCUCUCUCCAUCCUCCUCUACCUGCGCUGGACGUCCUCCAGCGCAUUCUUCGGGGCCAGCCCGCGACCGGUGUUCAUCACCCAGCCGCCCACUCCCACCGGCCAGCCCGACACACUGGAAGGACUCCUGCAGCGAGACUUCUACAGCAGAGAGUGGGAGACGUGCGACAGCCCCGAGCAGCUCCCCGUGUUCAUCAACAACGAGCACUGGCAGCACCCGUUCAACACCUCGCUGUACGUGCUGGCGGCCUACCCGGACCGGAGACUCCGGGCUAAGCGGCGCGUCUUCGCUUACGUGCGGGUGAUAGCGAUGAGGGACGGCUACCAGCACAGCGCGGGACGCCAGGUGCACUGCCAGCUGCGCUAUGAGAACGGCACGGAGAGCGUGCCGGCGCUGGAGCAGCUCAUCUGGCAGAGCCGCUGGGACCCGCAGAACACGGGAAAGCUGUUCGACCCGGUGUUGGUGUCGUGCCCGCUGCGCGGCGGACUGAUGCCGCUGUCUGUGGCGCUGACGCCGACACCGUGCGCCGCCGCUGACACGGACCUGGCCGUGGAUGUGGCGCCGCUGCGCGAGUGGCAGAGCUCGCGGCGUCGGGACGGGUUCGCCGUGUGUGUGAAGGGGUUACAGCUGGGGGACGAGUGGGCGGGCCGGCUGGUCGAGUGGAUCGAGCUGCUGAGGCUGAUCGGUGCCGACGCGUUCGUGUUUUAUCGGUACGACACGGGACCGGAGGUGUCCAAAGUGCUGGAGCACUACGAGACCCAGGGCGUGGCCACGGUGGUCAACGCCACCCUGCCGGGGUUCCAGCCCAACUAUCCGCCGGCGCGGCGGCGCUACCUGCGAGCCGCCGUCUGGCAGAAGCGCCGCUUCGAGCUGGUGCACUACAACGACUGCCUGUACCGCAGUCUGUACCGGUACCGGUUCGUGGUACCGCUGGACGUGGACGAGGUGCUCGUACCGCGCCAGUACCGCACCUGGGCCGAGCUGAUCGAGCACCUGGAGGUGAACCCGCACCUGCUGCAGCGGUUCGCCUCGCUCUCCGUCCGGCACGUCUACUUCUUCGACAACCUGACGCAGACGCCGGACCCCGGUCUGCCCGAGCACUUCCACGCGCUGCGGCACACGGAGCGGAGCGCCAACAUCAGCGGGCGCGGCUUCAGCAGCAAGGCGUUCGUCAGCACGCGGGGCGCGCUCACCGUGUUCAACCACUACGCGCUGGCGCCGCUGUACCCCUACACCGCUCACGAGGGACGCAUAGUGCCAGCCCAGGCGCUGCUCCACCACUACCGCGCAGAGUGUCCGCGGGACCUGAGUGCCGAGUGCCGAAAUAACUACUACAUGUACACCGAGACGGACCACAGCCUGGAGAGGUACCGAGAACAGCUGGUCGCUGCGGUCACACAGACACUGACACAGCUGGGACUGGGAGGGGAGGGUGGGGCGGGAGGGGCGGCGCACAGCGAGGGUGAGACGCCGACUGACAAGGAUGGUGAAAGCGACGCUGACGGGGACCACAGAGCGCACACCAGUGAUGUGGGAAGUGAUAUACAAUGAUACGAAGGGGGAUUAAGAUUGCCUAUGGCGGUGCUUAGGCGGAAUAGACAAGAUUCAGCAAAGCACGACCGUCAAUUCUAGCAGGAUAGGCACGCAAUGGGAGGCCGACAUCAGGGAGACAUCAAGAAUCAGAAUCACCCUCAUACGUUUCCCGUUCCAUAUAAGACAAUAAUGAUACCAUUUAUAACUGUGGUUGCGACAAGGGAGAAUGUCUAGGCGGUUGUCUUCGCAUGUUGCCGCAAAUGAGCGUUCCUAGCGUGCCUUCAUGGUACUGGCCUCUGCAAUUUUCGACUGCUGUUAUUGGAUGGUCUCGUCGCUACUUUUCGCAGGGAUUUUACCGGUGGAUAGUCUGGCUGUGACUAGUGUAUUUAUGUCCAUCGUUAAUGGAAAUACACUUACACUCGUGGUA
Amphibalanus amphitrite is the source of this 2504-nucleotide messenger RNA. RefSeq lists its product as uncharacterized. Bases 449 to 2095 code for a protein of 548 amino acids. The transcript has 2 exons. NCBI's taxonomy places the organism in Eukaryota, Metazoa, Arthropoda, Thecostraca, Balanomorpha, Balanidae. The record is from RefSeq and is a predicted model, not a curated record.